AUGUCUGGAAACCCCGUACCUCUCACCGUCAUCAAGGGCGCUGGCUUUGAGCACAUCCCUCUGCCAAACGGCGUCAACGCCACUACAGCCGACUUCCACAGCAUCCGCACAAAGACCGACUCCCCCGCUCACAUCACCUCUGGUUUCUACAAGAUUGAGGCCGGCCCUGCCCGUCCUGCGCAGUACAACUUUGAAGAGUCAAAGUAUGUUCUGAGCGGUCAAGUCGAUGUUCUGGACGAGGCCACUGGUAUCACCCAUCACCUCACCGCUGGUGACUUUGCCUUCUUCCACGUCGGCUCCAAGGUCCAGUUCUCUACCAAGUCUCAGGGUUUUGCUUUCUACGUCGUCACUCGACCUGUUCGUGAUGCCCACCCUAACUUGAAGGGUCGGGAGGAGGAGACCAAGUCGCGCUUGUAA
Molecule: messenger RNA, 417 nt
Organism: Fusarium graminearum PH-1
Lineage: Eukaryota; Fungi; Ascomycota; Sordariomycetes; Hypocreales; Nectriaceae
Exons: 2
Coding region: 1-417 (138 amino acids)
Source: RefSeq, a predicted model, not a curated record